UGCCUAGGACUGGAUCAGAGCAGCUGUUAGCCAGCACCUGGCGGCCCGCCCAGCGCAGGCUCUGCCUCCUGCCGCGCCACUUCACGGGCCCGCAGCCGUGACGCUGCUCUGGCAAUGCGCCGCGGGGCACUGUGGGAAGCAGAGGGAAAUAUGGCGGAUGGCGAGGAACCGGAGAAGAAAAGAAGGAGGCUAGAGGAGCUGCUGGCGGAUGGAAUGGCUGUUGAUGGUGGGUGUGGGGUCUCUGGAGACUGGGAAGAUCGCUGGAACCAUGUAAAGAAGUUCCUCGAGCGAUCUGGACCAUUCACACAUCCUGAAUUCGAGCCAGGCCCUCAAGGUUUUGAGUUUUUAUUAAGCACAUGUAAAGUGCUAGUUAUUGGAGCAGGAGGAUUAGGAUGUGAACUCCUGAAAAACCUGGCACUGUCUGGCUUUAGGCAGAUCCAUGUUAUUGACAUGGACACCAUAGAUGUUUCUAAUCUCAACCGACAGUUCCUCUUUCGACCAAAGGAUGUUGGGCGACCAAAAGCAGAAGUUGCAGCAGAGUUCCUAAACAGCCGCAUCCCCAACUGUACUGUCACGCCUUAUUUUAAAAAGAUUCAAGACAUGGAUGAAAGCUUUUAUCAACAGUUUCAUAUUAUUGUUUGUGGGCUCGACUCUAUAAUUGCAAGAAGAUGGAUAAAUGGCAUGCUGAUGUCAUUUUUACAUUAUAAAAAUGGUGAACUGGAUACAGACUCCAUCAUACCGUUAGUAGAUGGAGGAACAGAAGGAUUUAAAGGAAAUGUUCGUGUGAUUAUUCCUGGUAUGACAGCAUGUGUGGAAUGCACACUUGAGCUUUAUCCACCACAGGUCAAUUUUCCCAUGUGUACUAUUGCAUCUAUGCCCAGACUGCCGGAACAUUGUAUUGAGUAUGUCAGGAUAUUGCAGUGGCCAAAGGAGCAACCUUUUGGAGAGGGUGUUGCAUUGGAUGGAGAUGACCCUGAACAUAUACAGUGGAUUUACCAAAAGUCUCUAGAAAGAGCAUCACAGUUUAGUAUCAAGGGUGUCACAUACAGACUCACACAAGGGGUGGUUAAACGAAUCAUUCCAGCAGUAGCUUCUACAAAUGCAGUAAUUGCAGCUGUUUGUGCCACUGAAGUUUUUAAAAUAGCCACAAGUUCAUACAUGCCUCUUAACAACUACUUGGUGUUUAAUGAUGUGGAUGGAUUAUACACAUACACAUUUGAAGCUGAAAGAAAGGAAAACUGUCCAGCCUGCAGCCAGCUUCCCCAAAACAUAGAGAUUUCUCCAUCAGCUAAAUUGCAGGAGAUCUUGGAUUACUUGACAAAUGAUGCGUCAUUGCAAAUGAAAUCUCCUGCAAUCACAGCAACUAUGUAUGGGAGAAAUAGAACACUCUAUUUACAGGCUUUUUUUUUUCUUCUACAGACAGUAGCUUCAAUUGAAGAGCGAACAAGGCCAAAUCUUUCCAAGACACUAAGAGAACUGGGGCUUGUGGAUGGCCAGGAGCUUGCAGUUGCUGAUAUUACGACACCACAGACUGUGUUGUUCAAGCUUCACUUCAUCACUUAACUUAUUCACAAGUAAACUGCAUCCACAGGGAGAGAAACUUGUACCCACCCUGUGAAACAAGCAUACUCUGUGUGUGUUCAAGCAGCCUGAAAUGUUCAUGUUAGUUCUAGCUUUGUUCAAGGUUAGGUAAUCCAAAUGAAUCACCAUACUUCAGAAUUGUAUGUAGAAGCCAAUAUUUGGUGGGUUAUAUUUGUAUAAAUGCUUAUUAAUAUACAGGACUCUGAUGUAUAGGAAUACACCUUCCCCCACCCCGUUUUUGACAUCGAAAUGUUAGUGCUAAAAUACUUUCAGACACAACUUGAAGGUGGCCAAAAGUAGUGUUGUCAACAUGUGUGUACAGAUGUGCAAAGAGAAGACACUUGAAAAGGAUCAGUUUUUAAAUUGUAGCACUCCUAUACGGCAAUGAGUCACCUUAAAAACAGAAGAGUAAAAUGAGCAUUCUUCUGUUACUUGAUAUCAAGUUGUUCAGUUUUAUGAAAAAUGUGAAAUAUGGAAGAGAUUACUUUGUUUACAAGCAAACACAAAAGGACAAAACCUUCACCCCCACAUGAAAAUCCAGACGUGUCCACUUGCAAUUCCCAAGCAGCUGCUUCUUGCACAGUAUUGCAAGAUUUAUGUUCAAGUAUCAUUGGUGCUCUUACAGUAUUUAUUAAUAAAACAUCUUAAACACA
Pogoniulus pusillus (Red-fronted tinkerbird) is the source of this 2234-nucleotide messenger RNA. It is a transcript of the gene UBA3, whose product is annotated as ubiquitin like modifier activating enzyme 3. The record is from RefSeq and is a predicted model, not a curated record. Gene Ontology annotation, molecular function: NEDD8 activating enzyme activity. Gene Ontology annotation, biological process: protein neddylation. Lineage: Eukaryota; Metazoa; Chordata; Aves; Piciformes; Lybiidae. The transcript has 18 exons. The coding region runs from base 115 to 1563 and encodes 482 amino acids. Gene Ontology annotation, cellular component: nucleus; cytoplasm.